This is a messenger RNA of Notodromas monacha, 1708 nucleotides long. NCBI's taxonomy places the organism in Eukaryota, Metazoa, Arthropoda, Ostracoda, Podocopida, Cyprididae. The record is from the annotation of a GenBank genome assembly.
CACUAAUUAAGAUAAGUUUGGAAUGAUUUAUUUCAGACGCAAUUCAAGGUAGAUAAUGCCCAUUUCACACAAAAUUGUAGUCUGAACUGUGUUCAAAACCAAACAUCUCUAAACAUCAAACUUUUCAUUAUAACGAAGUUCUUUAACCAUCAGGCCCCAGAAGUUUGUUGUAACAAGAUUUUACUGUAUAAUAUAUAGUGUAUACUGUAGUGACGCAUGGAUGGUGGGUAUUGGAUUGCCGUAUAUGCUGGUGUGUCUGGGUCAUCGACAGUGUCCAUGUUCCUCACCGACUGCAUGGUGCCCCUGGCCCUGGAGCUUGGCGCCCCCUACGCCUUCAUCAGCCCGGCGGACGUGUUCCCGCUGGUCUCGACCGCCUUCGGCAAUCGCCUGUCGCCGUCCUUCGUCCCAUUCCCCGUUUUCCCCUUCACGGACAGGAUGACGUUCCUCCAGAGGUUCGUCAACGUCCUGGGGACCACGGUGUUGGAUUUCUUCAUGUCCUGGUCCCUGGACGCCUUGGUCGACCAAGUCAACCUGGCCGAGUACGGGCCCGGUACUCCGACAGUCGCCGAGCUCCGGAGGAACGCGUCCCUGCUCAUCCUCAACACGGUUCCGGGCAUGGAAUUGGCCAAACCCAUCAUGCCCGGCGUGGUGCAGGCAGGAGGGAUGCAUUGCAAGCCCUCCAAACCGCUCCCGAAGGAACUGGAGGACUGGGUUUCUGGGUCCUCGAACGGAUUCAUCUACUUCAGCCUGGGCUCGGCAGUGCAAGGGAAAAUGAUGCCGGAAAAGUUCCGCAAGAUGUUCGUGGAAGCCUUCGCUCGAUUCCCGCAGUACCGCAUUCUCUGGAAGUGGGAGACCGAAGUCAUGGAUGAUUUGCCCAAGCACGUCAAGCUCUCCAAGUGGCUUCCUCAGCAAGAUCUCUUGGGUACACAAGGUGAUACGUUUUAUAUGAAACCUGCUGUCCUUCUGCUGGUGCCCCACGUACUGUAUGAAGGUCACAAGGACAUCAAGCUCUUCAUCACGCACGGAGGACUCCUGAGCACCCAAGAGGCCACGUAUCACGGGGUCCCGGUCGUGGGCAUUCCCAUCGGGGCCGACCAAAUGCUCAACAUGAAGCGCACGGAGAACGAAGGAGCAGGACUGACGCUCGAGUGGAGCUCGCUGACCACCGAGGGCAUCUACAACGCCGUUCUCCGGGUGCUCAGUGAACCGAGCUUCCGGGAGAACUUGAAGCGAAGGUCGGCCAUCAUGCGAGACCAGCCACAGACGCCCCUGGACCGGGCCGUGUACUGGACCGAGUACGUGAUCCGACACAAGGGCGCCGCGCAUCUCCGCUCCGCCGCCAGGGACCUCACGUGGUGGCAGUACCACCUGCUGGACGUGUGGCUCUUCGUGGGCGCCGUUCUGCUCGGCUUCCUCCUCGUCGCGUAUUUCGUGACCCGAUGCUUCCUCCGGUGCCUCGGGCGGAAACUCUUCGGCGUGCCUGCUGCCAUGGGCGACAAGAAGAGGCAGUGACGAAACGAGGUUCACUGACUGCUGAUGCCAGUAUACCGCGAUCGGUCGUCGGCUUCAUUCACGCGUGGCUUUCUCUUCGAUCGAGUUCUUAUUUGCUACGAACAUUCUCGGACAAAAAAGUUACUGUAUAUGAUAUUUCUGCUAAUGGGUACGUUUUGGCAUAAAAGGGGUACGUUGUUAUUUGAUGAAAGAAAAA